GGGUGGGUUUAUUUUUGGGUCAGUGACAGUGUGUCAAUGGCCGCAGAUGCGUCGGAAAGGAAGGCUCUGAGAUACAAGCAAACCCUGCUCUAUGGGGAGUACCAAGAGCACCAAGGAGCCUCCGGCAGACGGGAGGCCACACGCCUGCUGACUGAGAGACAGAUCAAGAAACAUGGCGACCAUCGCUGCAGCCACGGGAGGACGCGGCACGGGAAUGGCCGUCGCGGCCAAAACGGAUACCACAGUCGCCAAGGACAUCAGCACAGCUAUCACGGCAGGCAAAGGAACAGGCGUCAGUCCAACAUGGAAACAGAGGCUUCUGAUGAGCAAACAGCUGAACCCGACCUCACAUCCUCUAUGAAGAAGAACCGCUCCUACUCCAAGUGCAGAGACUGCAUAGCACGGGUGCAGCGAUUCCUUGUGACCAAGCUGGGAGAAGACUGGAUCUUCCUGAUCCUGCUGGGCAUCACGAUGGCCCUGGUGAGCUGGACAAUGGACUACGCCAGCGCAAAGAGCCUGCAAGCCUAUAAAUGGAUUCAUGGGGAGCUGAGGGGGAACAUCCCCCUGCAGUACCUGGCCUGGGUUUCUUAUCCCCUGAUGUUCAUCCUGUUCUCCUCGCUCUUCUGUCAUCUGGUUUCUCCUCAAGCUAUCGGUUCCGGUAUCCCCGAGUUGAAGACCAUCCUGAGAGGUGUGGUGCUAAAGGAAUAUCUGACUCUCAAGGCCUUUGUUGCUAAAGUCAUCGGCCUGACUGCUGCCCUGGGUAGCGGCAUGCCUGUAGGCAAGGAGGGCCCGUUUGUUCACAUUGCCAGUAUCUGUGCUGCAGUUCUCAGCAGGUUCAUGUCCAUCUUUUCUGGAGUUUAUCAGAAUCCAUACUGUUAUACAGACAUCUUAACAGUGGGCUGCGCUGUUGGGGUGGGCUGCUGCUUUGGGACUCCACUUGGAGGUGUGCUCUUCAGUAUAGAGGUAACAUCCACGUACUUUGCUGUGAGGAACUACUGGAGAGGAUACUUCGCUGCCACAUUCAGCGCCUUCAUAUUCAGAGUGUUAUCCGUGUUUAACAAAGACGCAGUAACCAUCACUGCUCUGUUCAGGACAAACUUUAGGAUGGAUUUCCCUUUUGACCUGCAGGAGUUGCCAGCGUUCGCCAUCAUCGGGAUUUCCUGUGGGUUCCUGGGGGCGUUCUUCGUCUAUCUCAACAGAGUGGUGGUGCUGUUCAUGAGACGGCCCAAUGCUAUGACCCGCUUCCUGACCAAACAUCGGCUGCUGUUUCCUGCUGUGGUAACGCUGGUCAUCGCCACCUUGACCUUCCCACCGGGGUUCGGACAGUUCAUGGCAGGAGAGCUGAUGCCCAGGGAGUGCAUCAACUCUUUGUUCGAUAACUUUACGUGGACAAAGAUUUCGGGAUCUCCUCCUCCGGUUGGUCUGGGCCGCUCCGCCGCCUGGCUGCACCCUGAUGUCAGCGUGUUCCUAAUCCUGCUGCUGUUCUUCCUCAUGAAGUUCUGGAUGUCUGCAGUGGCCACCACCAUGCCCAUUCCGUCUGGAGCCUUCAUGCCUGUCUUCAUACUGGGAGCCUCGUUUGGCCGGCUGGUGGGGGAGAUCAUGGCCACCCUGUUUCCCCAUGGGAUUGUGUUUGAUGGCAUCCUUUACCGCAUCAUCCCCGGAGGGUACGCUGUCAUUGGAGCGGCAGCGUUGACCGGCGCAGUGACUCACACGGUGUCCACAGCGGUCAUAUGCUUUGAGCUGACAGGCCAGAUCUCCCACAUCCUGCCCAUGAUGGUGGCAGUAAUCCUGGCCAACAUGGUGGCCCAGGGCCUGCAGCCCUCCCUGUACGACUCCAUCAUCCAGGUCAAGAAGCUGCCGUACCUCCCGGAGCUCGGCUUUGGACACAUGAGCCAAUACAACAUCUUUGUAGGGGACAUCAUGGUGAGGAAGGUGAACUUUAUAUCGUCUCAGUCCACCUACAGAGAAGUCAAACUCCUGCUGGAUUCCUCUUCACUCAAAUCAAUCCCGCUGGUCGACUCCAAAGAGUCCAUGAUCCUCCUGGGCAGCGUCGACCGGUUGGAGCUGCUGGCUCUCUGUGAUUGGUGGUUGUCACCAGAGAGGAGGCUCCUCAUGCAGGGCGACAGCCUAGCGGAGGAGAACCAGUCACAGAAACACAGCUGGGAGUCCUUCGCCUUCGUCGAUGAGGAGGAAGAGGAGGACGGGGAGAAGGGCAGUCCAGGACAGGAGGAGAGGAACGGCCCCCUGCCUCCUCCGAAACCCCAGGAGCCUUCCUCGAACCACACUGCUCCUGUUCCCGAAAAAGGUCCUCUGCAGUCUGUGAGGGACACACUCUGGAAUCUCUUCGCCGCUAAGAGCAGACAGACGGAGGGCCAGUCACAGGAGCCCUGUCCUCCUCCCCUGUCAGACACAAUGACGCCGGAAGAGAUCAAAGCGUGGGAAGAGGCAGAGAUGGACAAGCCGAUGGAAAUUGACGAGAUACGAGUGGACCCCUCCCCUUUCCAGCUGGUUGAGAGAACAUCAUUACACAAGACUCACACCUUAUUCUCACUGCUGGGGCUAAGUCAUGCUUAUGUGACCAGUAUCGGCAAACUGGUGGGGGUGGUGGCGCUGAAAGAGCUCCAGAAGGCCAUCGAGGGCUCCACCCGCUCCGGCGUCCGGCUUCGCCCUCCCCUGGCCAGCUUUCGCGACAUCAGCAACCACAACUCUGUCGCUAAACCUCCACCCUCUUCUCCCUCUGCACCUUCCUCCCCGGCCUCCGACUCCCCUCCCUCAGCUCCGACUUCUCCCGACCCUCACCCUCACCACCACCAUCACCACCACCCCCACCGCCACCUCCACCACCACCACCACCAUCACCAUGGGAAUGAGACGGAGGUGUGGAUCGAGGGCCUGAGGAGGGAGGCGGAGGAAAGCGGGAGCAGCAGCAGCAGCAGCAGUAGCAGCACCAGUAGGAGUUGCAGCUACAACAGCAACCUCACGCUCCCUCCCUCCUCCCCUCCACCCCCGGUCCCUUCUUCCUCCACUCCCCCUCCUUCCUCCUGCUCCAUCCCUCUCUCCACCCUGAUGCCCCUACAGGGACUCCUUGACCGGGGUGAAGACAGCGAUGAUGAGCCAAUGGUUUAGAUUAUACGGGAGUGAUGGUUAUGUUUUUUAUAAUGAAAAUCUUUUUUAAUGGCGUGAGUUUUCCCCGCUGUUCUUGAUGUCUCGCUCUGGUCUUCCGAUACCCAUUUACCUCUUCUUAUCCCGCCGGUUCUGUCUGCUCGUCUCACAGACCCUCAUCUAGUUGGCGUGAAAACACAACCCUCUCCUUCACUUUGCCCACCCCGACCUCUCCGUCUUUCCUUAAUAAGCUCCGUAUGUGUACAUUUUUUGAUACCUGUCCUGCCGCACUUUCUCACGCGUACAGUCUCAGGGGAUUCAACCGGUGCAGAUGAAACGCCAGACUGAGGUUGCUGCCGGUUUCCGCCGUUCUUAAUCUUUAUGCCAAAGAACUUACCGUUUCCUCCGGGGAUUAUUUUCUUGUCUGGGGGGUGAGAGCAGACAAACAGCAUUAAGACACAGCACACCAAUACUCGCCACUGAAACAAACGUUCUCAUUUUUGGUGGCUCCGUAACCCACCUGUUCAG
Molecule: messenger RNA, 3630 nt
Organism: Xiphias gladius (swordfish)
Lineage: Eukaryota; Metazoa; Chordata; Actinopteri; Istiophoriformes; Xiphiidae
Product: chloride channel protein 1-like
Exons: 25
Coding region: 37-3126 (1029 amino acids)
Biological process (GO): transmembrane transport; chloride transport
Cellular component (GO): membrane
Molecular function (GO): voltage-gated chloride channel activity
Source: RefSeq, a predicted model, not a curated record